CCGGGAACCCGAGGGAGAUCAGGUCCCCCAGGAAGACCCGGCUCAAGCGGACCUCCUGGCAAACAUGGACCAAUAGGGAGUCAAGGACCCAUGGGUAUAAAGGGGGAUGUUGGAAUUCCGGGAGAUCCCGGUCCCGUGGGACCUAGAGGCCCGCCGGGUAUGAAAGGCGACAAAGGUGGCCCGGGCCAGUCCAUCUCGGUUCCAUCUCUGUUGCAGAGUCCUGUUGGAAUGACAGUCAAUGAAAGUCAGACGGCCAUCUUGAAAUGUACAGCCGAUGGUAAUCCAAGUCCAAAGAUCACGUGGUCUAAGCUGAAUUCAUCGCUUCCUGUGGGUCGUUACGUGGUAGAGUCCAGUGGCGCUCUGAUUGUGAAGGACGUUAGACCUGGAGACGACGGUGUUUAUAGUUGCAGAGCGGAAAAUCUACUGGGACAAGUGAAUGUUUCGGCGAAAUUGACUGUUCAGUGUACGUCCGACUUAUUCUCAUCUUUAAUAUCUAAAGUCAAAGCAUUAACUCACACAACGAAUGGCCUAAAUCUUGAACCCCUUCCUCCUCAACUUUUAUUGUCAUCCAAUCGUUUAAUGGCUGAAGAGAAACAAAACGUCACCAUCCCCUGCACUGCUACUGGUCAGCCGCCUCCCAGUAUCACGUGGUCCAAAGCAGUUGGUAGUUUGCCUGAAGACAGAACUGAACUGAUGAAUGGAACCCUGACAAUACACAGUGUGACAAGAAACGACGGUGGAACAUACAUUUGUAAGGCGGAGAAUAUUCUAGGAUCAACAUCAGACACUUCUUUAGUUAUGAUAUUCUCUCGUUUGCGGUUCAAAGUUCGUCCUCCUCAAGAAGUUACUCCUGUGAUUGGUUCAAGCGUUCAGCUACCGUGUGUGGCCGAGAGUGACCUGAAACCGACCGUCGCCUGGACCAAGAAUGGCAAGUCUUCACUUCCUGUGGAGUCCAAUUUUCUACCGAAUGGAACACUGCUUAUAAGAAACAUCAAGAAAUCACACAAGGGAUCUUACACCUGUAGAGCUACUAAUGCUUUGACAACUAUAGAAGCUAAAGUCAAAAUCAAUUCUCCAGUUAUGGCAACUUCCUGUUCUGUAAUAAGAAAAUAUGUCAGAAGUGUAAGUGGAAGCUAUGCCAUUGACCCAGAUGGCGCAGGAGGCCUGGCACCAUUUACAGUUUAUUGUGACAUGAUUGACAAGAAUGGAGUAGGCGUGACCGUCAUCAGUCACGCCAGAGAAAGCAGAAUAAUCGUAAUAGGAUGUUAUCCUAAAGGUUGUUACUCACGUGACAUUCACUACACAGGAGCAAGUUUUUCACAGCUGGCGAGUCUCACCAGCGUCUCAUCACACUGUGAGCAGUAUAUUAAGUACGAGUGUUAUCAUUCAAAACUACGCAGAGACGAAAUGGCAUGGUGGGUGUCACGUGAUUCUAGUAAGAUGACGUACUGGGGUGGAGCAUCACCUGGCAGUGGUAAGUGCGCAUGCGGUAUGACCAACUCAUGUGCAAACCCAAGUUAUGGUUGUAACUGUGAUAAGAAUGACUAUGUAUGGCGUGAAGACAGCGGUCUCCUUACUGACAAGACAAGUCUGCCAGUUAAACAGCUCAGGUUUGGGGACGCAAUCGGCCCUGACCAAGGUUACCACACACUGGGAAAACUGAAAUGCUAUGAUCUCAACUUUGUCUGCCUGCUAGCUGCAAUGAAGCAACAUGAUAGAGGACUGAAGAAGACGAACAGAAGACAAACACUGGACCGCUUGUGUUCCGGGUCAGGCUUGCUGUUGUCUGUUGUGUGUUGUAUCGCGCUAAUUCACGUGGAAUUCAGCAUACAAGAACAUCAUCGACUGAUAUCACACUCAGUAACAUUCUGUGAUAACAUGGUGACAGAAAUCCUGCGAAAAGUUCAACAAAAUUAUGAACAAUGGCAAGUUAAGGUUUCAGGUCGCCAUUGGCAACCGACCAAAGGUGAACAAGAAACGCUGUCAAGAAAAAGACGUUCUUCACGAGAUGAAUCACAACAGAAAUGGACCCUAACAGCCUCUGAAAUAAAAGUGUUGAUCAAACAAGAACUUGGACUGCUACAAAACCAAGUCUGUGAUCACAAGCUCUGCCAUGCAGGACCAAAAGGGAACACGGGAAGACGAGGAAGACCGGGAAUUCGAGGGAGACCAGGGAGACCCGGCUCAAGCGGACCUCCUGGCAAACAUGGACCAAUAGGGAGUCAAGGACCCAUGGGUAUAAAGGGGGAUGUUGGAAUUCCGGGAGAUCCCGGUCCCGUGGGACCUAGAGGCCCGCCGGGUAUGAAAGGCGACAAAGGUGGCCCGGGCCAGUCCAUCUCGGCUCCAUCUCUGUUGCAGAGUCCUGUUGGAAUGACAGUCAAUGAAAGUCAGACGGCCAUCUUGAAAUGUACAGCCGAUGGUAAUCCAAGUCCAAAGAUCACGUGGUCUAAGCUGAAUUCAUCGCUUCCUGUGGGUCGUUACGUGGUAGAGUCCAGUGGCGCUCUGAUUGUGAAGGACGUUAGACCUGGAGACGACGGUGUUUAUAGCUGCAGAGCGGAAAAUCUACUGGGACAAGUGAAUGUUUCGGCAAAACUGACUGUUCAGUUUCCUCCUCAACUUUUAUUGUCAUCCAAUCGAUUAAUGGCUGAAGAUAAACAAAAUGUCACCAUUGCCUGCAUUUCUGCUGGUCAGCCGCUUCCCAGUAUCACGUGGUCCAAAGCAGUUGGUAGUUUACCUGAAGACAGAACUGAAGUGUUUAAUGGAACCCUGACAAUACACAGUGUGACAAGAAAAGACGGUGGAACAUACAUAUGUAAGGUGGAGAACAUUCUAGGAUCAGUAACAGACACGGCUCAACUCACGAUAUUUUCUCCCCUGAAAUUCAAAGUUCGUCCCCCUCUUGAAGUGACUCCCCAUGCGUUUGGUGCAAGUGUUCUUUUACCGUGUGUGGCCGAGAGUGACCUGAGAACAACAAUCGCCUGGACCAAGGAUGGCAAGUCUUCACUACCUGUGGAGUCCAAUUUUCUACCGAAUGGAACACUGCUUAUAAGGAACAUUAAGAAAUCGCACGAGGGAUCUUACACCUGUAAAGCUACUAAUGCUUUGACAACUAUAGAAGCUAAAGUCAAAGUCAAUUCUCCAGUGGCAACUUCCUGUUCUGUAAUAAGAAAAUACGUCAGCGGUGUAAGCGGCAAUUACGUCAUUGACCCAGAUGGCGCGGGAGGUCUGUCACCAUUUACAGUUAAUUGUGACAUGAGUGACAAGAAUGGAGUUGGCGUGACAGUUAUCAGUCACGACAGUGAGAGCAGAACGUACGUGAAUGGGAAUGGGUAUACCGGUCGUGGUAGUUACUCACGUGACAUUCAUUACACAGGAGCGAGUUUUUCAAAGCUGGCGAGUCUCACCAGAGUCUCAUCACACUGUGAGCAGUUUAUCAAGUAUGAGUGCUAUGGUUCAGUGAUGUUAACUAGUUACGGAGUAUAUGCCUGGUGGGUGUCACGCGAUUCUAGUCAGAUGACGUACUGGGGUGGAGCAUCACCUGGCAGUGGUAAGUGCGCAUGCGGGAUGACCAACUCAUGUGCAUACCCAAGUUAUGGUUGUAACUGUGAUACGAAUGACAAUGUAUGGCGUGAAGACAGCGGUCUCCUCACUGACAAGACGCAUCUGCCAGUUAGACAGCUCAGGUUUGGGGAUGCAUCCGGUAGUAACAAAGGUUAUCACACACUGGGAAAACUAAAAUGCUAUGGAUAUCUCGAUCUGUUUGUUUGUUUUACAGCUGCAGUAAUGAAACAAUCAAAACAAGACAACGAAGAGAAGCAGACGAACAGAAGACAAACACUGGACCGCUUGUGUUCCGGGUCAGGCUUGCUGUUGUCUGUUGUGUGUUGUAUCGCGCUAAUUCACGUGGAAUUCAGCAUACAAGAACAUCAUCGACUGAUAUCACACUCAGUAACAUUCUGUGAUAACAUGGUGACAGAAAUCCUGCGAAAAGUUCAACAAAAUUAUGAACAAUGGCAAGUUAAGGUUUCAGGUCGCCAUUGGCAACCGACCAAAGGUGAACAAGAAACGCUGUCAAGAAAAAGACGUUCUUCACGAGAUGAAUCACAACAGAAAUGGACCCUAACAGCCUCUGAAAUACAAGUGUUGAUCAAACAAGAACUUAGUCUGCUGCAAAACCAAGUCUGUGCUAAAGAUCACACGCUCUGCCGUGCAGGACCAAAAGGGAACACGGGAAGACGAGGAAGACCGGGAACCCGAGGGAGACCAGGUGCCCCAGGGAGAACCGGAUCAAACGGACCUCCCGGUAAACAUGGACCAAUAGGAAGUCAAGGACCCAUGGGUAUAAAGGGGGAUGUUGGAAUUCCGGGAGACCCCGGUCCCGUGGGACCUAGAGGCCCACCGGGAAUGAAAGGUGACAAAGGUGAGCCGGGCCAGUCCCUCUUGGCUCCAUCUUUGCUGGAGCGUCCUGUUGGAAUGACAGUCAAUAAAACUCAGACGGCCAUCAUGAAAUGUACAGCCGAUGGUAAUCCAAGACCGAAAGUCACGUGGUCUAAGCUGAAGUCAGUACUUCCUGUGGGUCGUCACGUGGUAGAAUCUAGUGGCACUCUGAUUGUCAAUGACGUUAGACCUGGUGAUGACGGAGUUUAUAGCUGCAGAGCUGACAGUUUGCUGGGACAAGUCAAUGCCUCUGCCAAAUUAACUGUUCAGUUCGCUCCACAGGUCAUGCUGUCAUCCAACGGACUGCUGGCCAAUGAAGAUCAGAACGUCACCACCACCUGUUCUGCUACUGGUCAGCCGCAACCAAGUAUCACCUGGUCCAAGUCAGUUGGUAGUUUACCCGAAGACAGAACUGAAGUGAAGAAUGGAACCCUGACAAUCUACAGUGUGACAAAGAAAGACAGAGGAACAUACAUUUGUAAAGCAGAGAAUAUUCUGGGAUCAGCAACAGACACGGCUCAACUGAUGGUAUUCUCCAGAAUCCGGUUCAAAGUUCACGAAAUAGUCGAUGGCGAAGCAUGCUUACGGCUAAAAGCGCAAAAGUUUGUUUUUCAGCCAGAAUAUGAGAAUAACAGACUUUCGUUUUGA
Molecule: messenger RNA, 5085 nt
Organism: Orbicella faveolata
Lineage: Eukaryota; Metazoa; Cnidaria; Anthozoa; Scleractinia; Merulinidae
Source: RefSeq, a predicted model, not a curated record